Diaporthe amygdali is the source of this 1602-nucleotide messenger RNA. Its product is annotated as sugar transporter. The coding region runs from base 1 to 1602 and encodes 533 amino acids. Gene Ontology annotation, cellular component: membrane. Gene Ontology annotation, molecular function: myo-inositol:proton symporter activity. The record is from RefSeq and is a predicted model, not a curated record. Lineage: Eukaryota; Fungi; Ascomycota; Sordariomycetes; Diaporthales; Diaporthaceae. The transcript has 4 exons. Gene Ontology annotation, biological process: transmembrane transport.
AUGUCUUCUAAAGAGGCAGACACGUCAAAGGGCGUCAGCGCCGCCGAGCACCUCGAGCGAACCAUCUCGAACGAUGCCGUCCUCAAGGUUGCCGAGCACGCUGACCUCGAGGCCAUCGAAGAGACCACACCGGGCAACUUCGUCUGGCUUUGUGCUUGUGCUACAGCCAUUGGUGGCAUGCUUUUCGGUUACGACACUGGUGUUAUCUCCGGUGUCCUGGUCGUGAUUGGAUCAGACCUGAACAACAAACCCAUUACCGACUCUGACAAGGAGCUCAUCACAGCCUUGUGUGCUGCAGGAGCCUUGAUCGGGGCCAUCGUUGCGGGAGUCACUGCGGACAUGUACGGUCGUAAACCAGCUAUCUGGUUCGCGUCUGUGUUGUUCACCAUUGGCGCCGUCAUCCAGGCGAGCUCCUUCACCAUCGCUCAGAUGUCCGUGGGUCGAGUUGCUGUUGGGCUGGGUGUCGGUUCGGCUUCCAUGAUUGUUCCCCUAUACAUCGCCGAAAUUUCCCCCGCUAGAUUCCGUGGCAGAAUGAUCUCAGUCGACAUGAUCUUCCUCGGCACCGGCUCAGUCCUGGCCUAUGCUUUCGACGCGGCCUUUUACAAAGUGGCACAUGGCUGGAGGUACAUGGUCGGCAUCGGCGGCAUUCCCUCCAUUAUCCUGGGAAUCCUCCUCUUCUGGUGCCCCGAGUCACCUCGUCAGCUCAUGUUUCACGGCAGGCGCGAAGAAUGCGAGAGAGUCAUCAGACGCAUUUUCCCUAGGGCCACCGAGGAGCAUGUCGCCAAUAAACUAUUGUCUCUCGAACACGGCGUGAAUGCCUCCAAGGCUCUCAGCGAAGAAAUCUCAUGGCGGACUUCGCUCAAGAACAUCUUCACUGUCCCAGCAAACCUGAGAGCCACCAUCGCAGCGUGUGGCCUCAUGGCUUUCCAGCAAUUUUGUGGCUUCAACACUCUCAUGUACUACUCAUCUACGCUCUUCGAUAUUGUAGGGUUCUCCAAUCCCAUCGCAGUCGGGACUGUGGUCGCCGUGACCAACUGGAUCUUCACCGUUCUGUCUAUCUUCCUCAUCGACCGCAUCGGACGCCGGAGGAUCCUCCUCUGGACGAUGUGGGGCAUGCCAGUCUGCCUGGUUAUCGCAGCUAUCGCUUUCAGAUGGAUCCCCCUCGACCUGAAUACCCUGGAACUCACAGACACGAAUAUUGGCUGGCCGGCAUACGUGGUCCUCGUCAUGAUGAUCUUGUUCGUCGCCUUCUACGCGGCCGGCCUCGGCUGUGUGCCGUGGCAGGCGAACGAGUUUUUGCCCAUGGAGGUCCGCGCGAUGGGAACCACGUUGAUUAACAUUUCGAACUGGGGCCCAAACAUAAUUGUCUCUGCUACGUUUUUGACUAUGAUGCGGAACAUGACACCGUCUGGGACAUUUGGGUUCUACGCUGCUUUGUCUUUCCUCGGUUGGGUCUUCGUGUACUUUUGCUUCCCUGAGGCGGCCAACAUGACGCUUGAAGAGAUUCGUGUUGUGUUUCAACAUGGAUUUGGUGUCAAGUACGCUGAGGAGUGGCGGAAGCAACGGAAGAUCCAGCAAAGAGCCGUCGUUGGGGAUGUAUGA